Molecule: messenger RNA, 1380 nt
Organism: Xyrauchen texanus (razorback sucker)
Lineage: Eukaryota; Metazoa; Chordata; Actinopteri; Cypriniformes; Catostomidae
Product: piggyBac transposable element-derived protein 3-like
Exons: 1
Coding region: 1-1380 (459 amino acids)
Source: RefSeq, a predicted model, not a curated record
AUGUCUAAGAGUGGGGAGCCACUUAACAUGACAGUAGAUGAGGUUUACCACUUUUUUGGUGCUUGUAUUUUGAUGUCCUGCAUCCGAUACCCAACCAUUAGGAUGUACUGGUCCAAAGCCUUGAAAAUCACUGCCAUCACUGACAAAUUUACACGUACAAGAUUCUUCAAACUGAGGGGAGCAAUACAAGUGGUUAUUGAUCAUGAUGUGCCAGAAGACCUGAGAAUGUCUGACAAAUUCUGGAAAGUGAGGCCUUUUCUGGAUCGGAUUCUACGAGGCUGCUUGUCUCUGAAUCGACCUGAUUGCGCAUCUAUUGAUGAGCAGAUGAUUCCUUUCACAGGAGCCUGUCCGUACAGACAAUAUCUGCCAAUGAAGCCAAACCCAGUUGGCAUAAAGAACUUUGUUUGUGCUACAGCUGAUGGCAUUGUGCUUGACUUUGAGCUGUAUCAAGGCACAGGUUCACUGAUUGAGAAAGUCGAAGAACCAGAGGGCCGGAGUUUGGGAUGCUUAGUCAUCGAGCGUCUGUGCCAAACUCUGCAUCGUGGCACAAAGGUGUAUUGUGACCGGUUCUUCACCAGCAUCAAAUGUGUGCAACUAAUGAUGGAGAAAGAGCUGUACAUGACUGGUACAAUAAUGAAGAACCGACUUGCUGAAGCAAAGCACAAGUUACCCAGUGACAAAGCCAUGAAAAACGCAGGAAGAGGUACCUCAUCAGAAGUUUCUGCUGAAGAUGGAAAGUUGUGUGUAGUGAAGUGGUACGACAACAAACCAGUACUGAUGAUUUCUGUUGUUCAUGGUACGCAGCCAGAAGACACCUGCCAGCGCUGGGACAAGAAAAUUAAACAAUACGUCACUGUCUCACGACCAAGCAUUAUCCGUGAGUACAACAUCAAGAUGGGUGGAGUUGAUUUGAUGGAUAGAAUGAUAAGUUACUAUCGAAUGAGCAUCCGUACUAAGAAGUGGACAAUGCGGAUGGUAAUGCACUUCACAGAUCUGGCUUUAGCCAACAGCUGGUUACUCUACCGAAAAGACCAUGCAGUAUGUGCUGGAUCAAAGACAAGACCAAUCCAGUUCCUUCAGUUCCGCAUGGAAGUGGCUAAGAUCCUCUUGGCCCAGCAUCACGGUGCAGAUGCAGACCUUUCGAAACAGUCAGAGGAAGAAAAUUCAAACCAGGGAGUGAAACGUCAUGUGACAGCGUUGCCCCAUGUUUCGGUCCGCAGGAGGGCUACUGCCCACCUCCCAGAGAUGAUCGGCCUGAAAAAUGCAAUGCGCUGCAGACAAUUAGGUUGCACUGGAAGAACCCGAGUGCGUUGUAUGACCUGCAAAGUUUUCUUGUGUUUGCAAACUGAGCGCAACUGUUAUUCAGCCUUUCACAAAUAA